AUGGAUGGUAAAGCAAACAGCCACACCAACGGCUCUCUGAAUGGCGGCAACAAGACGACCAACGGCGUCAACAAUGCAAUCAGCCGUCACAGCCACAGCGCAACACCCAGAAGGAAUACACCAUCAGCAAAGUCCAACUCAAGUGUCUUGAGUCGUCUCCUUAGCCUCGCCGCCAGACUAUCCAUAUGGUACUCCAUCCUCACACUUCUCUUCCGCUGCCCUGCCACCUUGGAAGCCUGCAAUGAGACAACGCCCAAGGUUUGCAAGCCGUAUUUCCAGCUCAAGCAGGCAGUCACGCCGCAUGUCACCCCAUACUACGACGUGUAUGCCGCACCUUAUGUAGAUCUGGCAAAGCCCUACUACGACACUGUCGACCGCGCCGUCGUAACCCCAGCUCGGACAUACGCCGUCAAGUAUGGCGGUCCCCAACUCCAAAAGGCACAAGCUCUUGGUCAAUCGCAGUGGGAGAAGAGCCUGCAGCCCCAGCUGCUGAAAUACCAGUCACUCGCAAAGACCCAGUAUGACCAAACCGUCGCGCCCCAUGUCAACAAGGCUUCUGAUAUUGUAGCACCAUAUUACGAUAUCGCCCGAAUCAAUGCCUUCCAGACCUACCACGAGCUGGUUGUGCCUUCGUACUACUUCGUCCAACCUUAUGCUCUCCGAGGUUACAACCAUGCUUCGGUCUUCACCACCAAGACCGCUGUCCCCUCCACUCUGUGGGCCUGGAACAAGACUUACGUCUUCCUCGACUCGACCGUCUGGCCUCACGUGAGGCAUGUCUAUGCCGCCAAGGUUGAGCCUCAACUCCACCGAAUCGGGGAUCGUCUGGGUCGCUACAGGGGCAUCAAGUCCAAGUCGACUGAAGACACAGUGACUCAUGCCACACAAGCUGUCAAGUCCACCUUCACCAAGCCCUCCGCUUCGAUCGCUGCCACCACCGCCCCUGCUGAGACAACUGUCGACGUCGAACCCACUUUUGCUUCCGUACCGACCGCCGCCGAGUCAGAGGCCCCCAGCCCAACAGCUGAUACCAACGUCGAUGAGACCCCGGUCACACUCAGCAAGCAAGAGAUUAAGGAUAAGGCUGCUAAGGAAGUUGCUGAUGACCUUGAGUUGUGGCAGGGGAAGUUUACCAAGGCUGCAGAUGAAGGUGCCUCUGAAAUCGAGGAGCGAAUCGAAACUCUGGCAAACGAGGUGAUUGAAGGCGAGGUUCGUGGCAAAGGUCUUCCAUUGGUUUCCGAGCUCAACACCACUGUCGCCAACGAAAUUGCGGGCCUGAAGAAGACUAUCUUGUCCAUCUUGAACAAGCACAAGGAGAACGGAAGCCCUGAUCAGUUUGAGGAUGAGGUCAGUACUGCUGUGCGAAGCGCUGGUCUGAAGAUUAAGGACAAGGCUCAGGGCAUCCGCACCUGGCGCGAGUCCUAUGAACAGCAGGUCGAGGUUGCCGUCACCCACGCUGCGCAGGACCAUGUUCGCAUUCUUGAAAGUAUCCGUGAUCUGGCCCUCCAGAAAAUCGGGAUGAAGUGGGCUUGGAUGGAUGGCGUCACUUACAAGCACUGGCAGAAGUUCCAUGAGCUAAGAGAGAAGUUUGACGAGUGGGUUGAGGAUCUCAAGCGUCUGGUCGUUACGCACCCUGGUCUCAAGGAGGCGCAGAUUGCUGGCAGUGAUGUUGAGGCCCAGGGAAUGGCUAUUGCCGGUGAAGCUGCUCGGGAACUCGCAAGCCUGAAGCAGGUUGCCGCCUGGAAGGCCGUGGCCGGUGACUACACUGACGACUUUGAUGCUUCCACCACAAAGCGUGCUGCUGAGGCUGCCCGACAACAGGCUGCUGAAGCCGCUGAGGCUAUUAAGAACGCUGCAGCAUCUGUCCAAGAGGGCGCUCAGAAGGUUGCAGGCAAGUUGGAGAACCAUGUCAAAUCUGCGAGCGAGUCGGUCGGUGAGGGUGUGUCGAGCGUCAUCCCCAAGGGCACCUCCACGAAGACCAUCUCGGCAGAUGAGACCGUGACUGCUACUGUUUCUCUUUCCGAAGCAAAUGACGAGAAUGAAACCUCUGCUAUCCCUGCUUUAGAGAGCCUGACUGGAGAGCCUACCCACCGCGCUACAGAUCUGGCUUCGGAUGCCGCUGAGACCGAGACGCCCGCUAGCGCACCGGAGGCUACCAGCGCCGCAUCUGAACAACCUCUGCCAACCUCGGACGAACUCAAUGGUCCUGAGCAGAUCGAGGAGGAUAUCGUUGUGACGCCCGAUGCGCCUGACUAUGAGCCACCGGUCCAAUCAGCAACGACUACCAUCAAGCCAGCACUGUUCGGAGCUGCUGCACAAUCGGUUCCAUCCAGACAACCCAUUCUAGACAUUGAUACCGACGACAUUGGUUCUUCCAUCUCCAGUGCUGCUUCUGCAGUGCAAUCCGACUACCCUCACAGCAUCACGUCGGCUGCCCAGUCAGCCUACACGGCUGCCAUCGCAGAGGCUGCAAACCAAUACUCCCGUGCCCUCUCUGCUGUCUCUGUCCAGAUUAGCGGCGAGCCCAAGCCUGCUCAUGAGCAAGCUCUCAGUUCGGUAUCGAGUGCCUACUUCGGCGCGCUUGCUGCUGCCAACUCUCGCUUGAAUGAUGCCGUAUCAGCUGGUUCCGAUGCCGUCUACGGAAGCUCUACCACGGGCUGGACGGAUGCAUUGCCAACGAUCCCAUCUGUGCCUUCUCUAGACUGGGAGCGAGUCCAGUCGAUUGCUCAACAAAACUUUGAUGACUCCAUCCAGUGGGCUGGAGAGAACUACGAGAGUGCCAAGGUGGCCAUCGGGCUCGCUGAACCUACACCCAGCACGGCCGCUGAGCGUGUUCAGAAGCUGUCAGACCAGGCCAAGCACAAUUACUAUGCUGGUCUCGGUGUCGCACAUGCUCGUUACUCGGAGUUCAUUGCGGCUGCUUCCACUGCCAUGAGCUCUUUGACUGCUACACCGACGCCAACGGACGUCCAAGGAUCGGCAAGCUCUAUUGCUUCUGUUGCCACUGAGUCUGCCGGAUCCGUCGUAUCAAUCGCUGGAGAGUCGGUAUCGUCUGCGGCUGCUGCCGCUAGUGAUGCUGCUUCUUCUUUGGCAUCAUCUGUUGGCGAUGCCACCUCCAAUGCUGGCGAUUCAAUUGCAGAGAACUGGGACUACCUCGUCAGCCAAGUCAGCUCUCAGAUCUACGGUGUACCUACCCCCACUCCUUGGUACGAGAACUUUUAUGCUGCAGCUAGUGAUUACGCGGCCUCUGCUACCAAUGUCGCUGCCGAUUACGCUUCCCACGCCGGGGAGUAUGCUGCAGAACAAUACGCCAUUGUCGCAUCGUAUAUCUCGGAGCUCAUCGUCGGAAAGGAACCUACCUUUUCCGAGUCGGUCUCAUCUCGCUUGUCGGAGCUCUACGGUCUGGCAAGCGCCACAGCUGCCAGUGCUGCAAGCCAUGUCACAGACAAUGUUGCCUCUGCAGCCAGUGCCGCUGUUGAAGCCGCCUCUACAGCAACCGAGGGCUUGAAGGAAAAGGUUGAGAACCUGCGAGAUGAACUGUGA
Molecule: messenger RNA, 3543 nt
Organism: Truncatella angustata
Lineage: Eukaryota; Fungi; Ascomycota; Sordariomycetes; Amphisphaeriales; Sporocadaceae
Exons: 4
Coding region: 1-3543 (1180 amino acids)
Biological process (GO): protein transport
Source: RefSeq, a predicted model, not a curated record